UCUCACUCGCACUCAUAGUUUGUUCAUUUCAUUCGUUCGCCGCACUGACACAUAUACUUGACAGCAAAUGAUCUCGGAACUCGGAACUCGGAACAGGCAUCGAACAAAUAUUUUUCUUAGCAAAUGGCGGUUUGUUAAAUAAGUGAUGCAUGUGUCGUUUUUUCCAAAUAAAAUUAGUUUUAUCUAAAAAUAACUAACGAUACAUCGUUUGGAAUUUGUCAGUAAUUCUAUUAUUUAAACGGCUCUAAUCAUCUCUAUAUUUUAUUCGGUUACAGUUAAAUUAACCUAUACAAUCAACUUCUCAGCAUUUAGCGUUCCGACUCCAGUGUUUCUGCUGAUUCUAGAAUAUAUCAUAUAAAGGUAUUUCGGUGUAAUCAAGUUUAACCCUCAUGAGCAAUUGCUAGUUUGUUAGCAAUAUGUAUAAUAACGCUCAUUAUGCGAAUCCAGGCUAUCAGUCAGGAUAUGCCCAAUAUCCUCAAGCCUACGCAGCCACAUACGGAGCUUAUCAAGGAUAUGCAGGUUACUCCAGCCAGAACGCCCAGCCAGUCGUGCCUGGUCAAGAAAUGUUCACAGCAAAUAAUUGGAGUGGAAAUUAUAAUCAGGCGGAUCCGAAGGAUGCAGUGGCCCAAGAGAUGCAACAGCAGAAAGCCCAGCUCGUGCGGCAGCGGGAAGAUUACGUGAAGAAAGCAUCCGUGUUGAGGCACGAAUUAGAACAGUUGCAGAUGCAAAAACAGGACCUGGUAGGCAGUAAUCGUUCAACGCCGGACACGGACCUGGCGAACAUUUUGAAACAAAACGACAAACUGCAGGAGGAAAUCCAAGGGAAAUUGAAAGCCAUACACAAUGUGAUUGAGAUGCUGUCCAGUAUUAUAAAAGAUAACAAAUCGAUUUCUGAUCUCGAAAGCGAAUUGGCCGAUUACGGAAAACCGAAGAUCGCCACGCCGCCGACGUCGACCGAUAACCCUUACAAAGUUUCCUCCGUCGAAUCGAACAAGCCCUUGGAGAACUUUUGCUACGUGCAUUACGACACCGGCUUGCAUUGGUGCAGAUUGUGCGACGAAUUUCCCGAGACCGCCAAAGAUUUCCUUCUGCAUCUGCAAGACAAGAAACACCGCGAGAUGGCCAAAGAGAACGACGUCGAUAGCACUCCGUGGCACAAAUUGCCCCAAGAAGUUUUGAUGCCUUGUGAAGAGAACGCUCCCAAGAAACGUAUACCCAUCAAAGGUCUGCAGUUCUUCAUAUCUGCUCCGUCUUGGUACUGCAAAUUAUGCGACGUUUGGAUAGGCGACCUGCAUUGCGCGUCACAGCAUUUAAAAUCUAAAUCGCAUCAUCAAAACUACGAGAAUUUCGUGUCGCAAAAUCCGCAUUGGGAAAUGGAGUGGUUGAAGGAUCGCGAGAAAUCGAUGGCGAGAAAGGGCGUCCAGGACUCGUCCGAUUCGGACAGCGGCAAGAAGAGGCGCAAGCGCAAAGACAAGCACUCGUCGGCGGAUUUGUUCUCCCUGAAGGACAAAAAGAAGAAGAAGAAGUCGCGCAAGAAGAGGAAACACUCGUCGGAUAGCAGCAGCAGUUCUUCAUCGUCGGAUAGCAGCUCGGACGACGAGAACGAGGACAGAUCGAGGAGCAUACGGGUGGCGAUGCGCAACAUGAAGCAAGUCCAAUCUAUCAUGGACGAGGACCUUACGGCUAAAUGGAACGUGCUGGAGAAAUUGGUCGAAGAGCACAAGAAGAUGGAGCAGAGGGAAAAGGAUAUGCCGGUCGAAAAGGAGACUAGGGAUGAUCAUCUUAUUAACCAGUGGAUGACAGUAUCACAGCCACCGCCUAAGGAGAAAGUGAUGCUCGAUUCUCUGAAAGAUCGAAUGAGACAAAAGCAAGAGCAGGAACGCGUCCGUUUGGCGGAACUGGACAAGCACAAGCGCGAAAAGGAACGCGAAGAAAUCGAACGCGCGGAAAGAAAGAAGCGCGAGGAGAAGCAAAUGGCCGAAGAGGAGGAACGCAGGCGAAAGAUAAAGGAGCAAGAAGAACUGGAACGAAUUCGAGACAAAGAGCGUAAUCAAGUUAGAUUCAAGACGAAUUCCUACAGGAAAAAGAGGUCCUAUUCGCGAAGCGAUGAGGAGGAUGGUAAAAACGAUGAACGAUAUUACAAGCGUGAUAAUAGGAAUUUCAAUCACCGUCACUCUAGAAGCCGAAGUCGCAGUGCAAGCAGAAGGAAUUCGGAUAAAAGGCACGACAAACACGAUGAAAACGAUAAAAAGAAACCUCCGGGUCCUCCGAGUUAUAAGAAAUUGCCGUUUAUCGGUAGAAUGCCGCUCUUCAAAAACAAACCGAAAACUCAGGACGACAGAGACGAACCGAAAGAGAUCAAAAAGCAAAGCUACGAAACGCCGAGAAGGACCAGAUUCGAGCCCGGCAACUUGCCGAAAGCUUUCAUUCCCAAACCGGACGUCGUCUGUUUCCCCAAGCUGUCGUCGAUCCCGCCUUUGACCAUUCCACCGCCGCCGCCGGUCGUGAUCGAUCGAGUACCGGUGCCCGAAGCGCCCAAAAUCAGUCGAAAUGACCCUGACAAGAAUUUACCGAAGGCUCCGCCGCCGCCGAAAUUACGCGAAACGGAAAGCAAGCCGGUGGCUAAUUUAAGCGACGAUGAGGUUCUGUAUGGUUCAGAGGACAUCAAUCCCAAUACAAUGGAUCAAUAUUAUCAAAACUACGAGGGUUACGGUCAAAAUAGCUAUCAUUACGAGCAAGAAGAGAAGAUGAUCAGCCCGCCGCCUCCGCCGCCGCAUUCUCAUUCAAUGCCGCUGGAGCCGCCGCCGCUGCCGCCCGAUGACGAUCUGGCUCUUUUGGGCAUAUGCGCGGACGAUAUGGCCGCGCAGUCGUUCUGAUUUUUUUAUGCACUAAUUUUUGUAUUUUUAAUGAAACGAAAUUGAGAUAUUUGUUCGCAAUAGUUUUAAAUAAAAGUUCUGUAAUUUGUACGAAU
Molecule: messenger RNA, 2971 nt
Organism: Phyllotreta striolata
Lineage: Eukaryota; Metazoa; Arthropoda; Insecta; Coleoptera; Chrysomelidae
Source: the annotation of a GenBank genome assembly